AUGCAAGACCGAGGUCGAGAUUUUCAAGGUCUUGGCAUGUACAAGGGUUCGUUCGCUUCGAACCCCACUAGUGCCCAACACGGAUUAGCGCCCUUCCAGAUAUCGCACAACGGAGCAGGGCGUGCUUCAAUUUUGUCGAAAAUCCAAAAUCCAGUACGAGACGCCGACAACAUACAACUCGCCCAAAUUACGACCACCAUGUCUGACAGCGAGGAAAUCGAAGUUGCUGAGGGUGGUUACCAAGUCCUGCCAAAGGAUGUCACCGAGGAGAUUGGAAGCAUCAAGCUUUUCAACAAGUGGUAAGUUGCGACCUGUGGGAGGGGCUGAGAUGGCGAUACCAUCAAAAAUUAACAAUCGACGCGCAAUUGCUGACUUUCUCCUCCUCCAGGUCAUACGAAGAUGUCGAAAUCCGCGAUAUCUCCCUGACGUAAGGAUUCCCUUAUUCGAGCCCGAAACGACUGGGAGCGCAUUGGAGAGCGAUGGAAUUGGGAGGGAACAUGGCUAACAAGUCGACAGCGAUUACAUCCAAAUCCGUGCGCCAGUAUACAUUUCCCACUCCGCCGGACGAUACGCACAAAAGAGAUUCAGAAAGGCACAAUGCCCAAUCAUCGAGCGUCUCACCAACUCUCUGAUGAUGAAUGGUCGUAACAACGGAAAGAAGUUAAUGGCUGUCCGAAUUGUUGCACACGCUUUCGAGAUCGUGCGUCAAACCUGCGAGACAUUUUAGAAGGAAAAUAUACUAACGAAAAUUCCCAGAUCCACAUCAUGACCGACCAAAACCCUAUCCAAGUCGCCGUCGAUGCCAUCGUCAACUGCGGUCCUCGCGAAGAUUCCACCCGUAUCGGUUCAGCUGGUACCGUCCGUCGUCAAGCCGUUGAUGUCUCCCCCCUCCGCCGUGUCAACCAAGCUAUUGCUCUCCUUACCAUCGGUGCUCGUGAGGCCGCUUUCCGAAACGUCAAGUCAGUGGCUGAGUGCUUGGCUGAAGAGUUGAUCAACGCUGCAAAGGGAAGCAGUAACUCAUACGCUAUCAAGAAAAAGGAUGAGUUGGAGCGUGUCGCCAAGUCCAAUCGGUAAAUGGUUAUUAUUUUGCAUGGGAAAUGGGUUUCUGUUUGCGAAAUGGGGGGCGAUAUCGGUUGCAUUCUGUCACAUAAAAUGGCUUAUGAAUGCUAAAUCCUCUUGAAAGCAUUUUUAUUUGUUUUUUUCGCACAUGUGUGUGUGAAAUCUACUUGGUGAAUCUUCGGCAAUUGUACAGAAAGAUUGGGUCUCGCAAGAUUGCAGAUGGGCCAGCUGCAGAAUGCCGAAAAAGUGCUAUCCAGAAGUCUAGGAUAGGCAAAUUGUAAUUGAUUGCAAAAGAUCAUCAGGAUGACAACUUUGGAAAAUCCAUAUCACGUUCGUGCUUGUGUACUUUGAAUCUUUCUGUUGCUGUUAUUGAUUGGUUCCCAAGUUGCUCUACUUUAUGUCUCACCAAAUCCAUAUCUCGUCUAAAAGCAAGGUUCAACUGCCUAAAGCGAUCGGGAGAUAUAACCCGGGUCAAAUAGGGUUGAACAAGCAAGACGUGAUGAUGGGCACGACAGCUCGAUCGGCAAUGAUGAUCUCAAGAGCCAAGAAAAAGAAAGUGUUGUGAGGGAAUACUGCAAGUUGUAGUAUUUCCCACGGUUUGAAGCAGAGUGUUGAGGGGCUUUGAAGUGAUACUUGCUGUUGUAUUACCUGGUCUUAGCUGUCUGUACUCAAUUACUGCCCCUCCCAUAUCUAUAUAUCUUGAAGCCCCCUUCUCCCCUUUUCUCAUCAUCAGGAACUACAGUAUGAUUUCACAAUUCUCUCUCACUGCUUAUGCAGUCACUCUUCUUCCACUUCACCAAUUCGUUUCCUCAACCCCUAUCCUUGCUGAGCCUCGCGAUGCGUUGAAGUCUUUCACUCUUGAGCAGAAACCUAAUCCUCAUUGGAAAGGAUAUGAUGGACCGGCUGCUUACUUGAGAGCGUUUUAUAAGUAUAAUGUCGAACCUCCCCAGGCUGUUGCUAAGUUCGCAGAGUCGAAGGGUAACGGCUCGGGGAGUGUUACUGCCACUCCGUUUCCAUCGAGCUUUGAUAGGGUGUAUCUUAGUCCUGUUGCUUUGGGGACGCCGCCAUAGGAUUUAGAUUUGGAUUUCGAUACUGGAAGUUCGGAUUUGUGAGUAUUGCCUGUUCUCAUUUCUGCGUCUUUCACUUUUCUUUGUUACACUCAGAGAGGCAUUGAGUGAUCAAAGACGACUUAUGAUCUAAGAGCUAUCAAAUGGAAAAUCGAGUAAUAGAUAUAUCUAACUUCCACAAGUGGGUCUUUUCAACCAUCCUCCCCACAGCCCAGAUCUCGGGACAAAAGCUCUAUAACCCCUCCUCAUCCACUACAUCCACGCUGCUAAAUGGUGAAAUAUGGUCUAUCUCAUACGGCGACGGCUCCUUCUGCAGCGGAACCGUAGUCAGCGAGACCGUUGUCAUUGGUGGCAUCACAGUGUCCAAGCAAGGUCUCGAAAUCGCUAGCCAGGCCUCCUCAUCCUUCACCUCUGACCCUGCCUCCUCGGGCUUGCUCGGUCUGGCAUUCAGCAGUCUCAACGCCGUUGUACCAACGCAGCAAAAGGUCUGGUUCGAAAAUAUCCAGGACCGCCUUACGGCUCCUGUUUUCUCGGUGGACUUAAAGAAGGGCGCUGCUGGGACGUAUACCUUUGGGAAGGUAGAGAGAGAGAAGUUCAAAGGGAGCAUCGCUUACACGCCCAUCAAUAAACGUCGCGGAUUCUGGGAGUUCAGCGCGGAUGGCUUCCAAAUCGGUUCUUCCUCCCCAAAUUACACCUCCUAUCCCAUGGACUCCAUAGCCGAUAUAGGAACCACGCUUCUCCUGCUCCCCUCCGCGGUCGUCAAAGCCUACUACGCGGACGUGAAAGGCGCCACGUACGAUGCCUUCUACGGAGCUAUGCUAUACCCUUGCCCGUCCAUCCUGCCUGAUUUCGUCUUUGGGCUGUCGGGUGGCUAUAGAGGUGUGAUUCCGGGUGGUUACGUGCGCUAUGGGCAGGUGGAUCGCACUGGGACUACGUGUUAUGGGGGUAUCCAGGAUAAGGGCGGGUUGCCUUUUUUGAUUUGGGGGGAUAUUCUUUUGAAGGCUCAGUAUGUUGUUUUUGAUGCGGGGCAGACGAGGAUUGGGUUUGCUAAUAAGAGGGUUUGA
Molecule: messenger RNA, 3190 nt
Organism: Hymenoscyphus albidus
Lineage: Eukaryota; Fungi; Ascomycota; Leotiomycetes; Helotiales; Helotiaceae
Source: the annotation of a GenBank genome assembly